Messenger RNA from Chara braunii, 1068 nucleotides. NCBI's taxonomy places the organism in Eukaryota, Viridiplantae, Streptophyta, Charophyceae, Charales, Characeae. The record is from the annotation of a GenBank genome assembly.
GGCGAAGGGCCGAAGGUUAUUCAGGAAACGUGGGUAGCUUGAACCACGACACAGGAAGAGUUACCAAUGAUUGAAGAAUGCAGAGGCUUGAAAAAGACUGGCGAUACUCAAAACAAGGGGGCAGAGGACUCACACACAAGCUAUGAGCUUGCCCCAUCGUUUAAGUGUGUAGAGCCGGAUAUCAGCUAUGAGCUGGCUCAACUUUCUGAGACCAUCAAGCCAGAUGUUAGCUAUGAGUUGGCUCAACUGUUUGAGACUCCCGAUCUGGACCUGGGUUGUGAGCUUGCCCAGCCAUUUGAGUCUGUUGACCCGGAUGUCGGCUACAAGCUGGCUCAUCCUUUUGGGACCGUCGAGUCGGACGUCAACUAUGAGCUGGUGCAACUAUUUGGGACCAUCGAACAUGAUGACGAUUAUGACUUAGCUCAACUCUUUGAGGCCUCCGAACCGCGUAUCGACUAUGGGCUUAACCAACUGUUGGAGACCGUCGAGCCGGACGACGGCUAUGAGCUUGCACAACUGUUUGAGGCCCUCGAGUCCGACGUCGACUAUGAUCUUGUCCAACUGUUGGAGACCAUCGAUAGGUCCGAAAACGAUGUUGGGUAUCGUUUUAAGAGUCAAAAGCUGGUAAUUAUGAAAGAUAUUGGAGAUUUCAUAAUGGAUCAAUGCACGACGCUUUAAUGUCGGCAUCUUACUUGGCGUGGCUGAUCGUCUCAUUACGUUUGAUCUUUAUGGUGGCGCGAGCUCCUUGUGGGUCCGUACAAGCCUGUCAUGCGAUCUGUCAUGCGAUGUCUUUCCUAUACUCUUUCAAGCCUUACUGGUUGGGUGGAGAAUGGGUGCAAGGAGGAGAAGGACGUUCGUAAACGGGGGAGGUAAAACUCGAAAGUUCGGAGGCCCGAUGUUCGAAGAAGGAGGUACUUCAGCAUUUAUCAAACUGAUCCUGCCGACUAAGCGUAUGAGCAAAAGAAAAUUUUACUUCCACAAGUGGCGAGACAAAACCAAAGUCCGCUCGAAUCUGGCAACGCGGGAGUGGUUGAAAGGACAACCUAGGGAUAAAAUGCAGAAAGCUAA